AUGAAUAUGUUGGAUGAUGAAGAUGACCAAAGCUUUCACGCUACGCGUGACGGCUACUCCCAUUUGAUCGAUGUCGAAUGGGAUGCGGUUGAACGAAUGGGUUCGACCAUGGGCAUCCAUGCUGUUAGCGUCAUGCUAGAGGCUCUCAAUAGAGAUGCCCAACAUGCUACUAUCGCCAAGUUCAUUCAAAAUGAACUUGACGCUGAACGCGAGAAAGUAGCCUUGCUUCACCAACAAGAUUCUCAACAAGCAGAGUUGUUGAGAGAACAGGGUGCUCAACAGUUUGAACUGUUAAGACAGCAGCAGGCUGCUGCUGGCGGGUCGAUGCACUCGCGUCGACCCGAGACUUUGAAGAUUGACAUCUCAAAGUACAGGGGGGUCGAAGAAGACUCCCUCUUGAGAUGGUUCGUCGAAUUGGAUGACGCCAUAAGGGCGCGUCGCAUCGACGACGGGGAUAUGCAAGUUGCAUUUGCCCAUUCAAAUCUGGCAGGACGUGCCAAGACUUGGGCACUGGGGCUCAAGUUGCACGACUUAUAUGCGUUUGGGUAA
Messenger RNA from Peronospora matthiolae, 549 nucleotides. The record is from the annotation of a GenBank genome assembly. NCBI's taxonomy places the organism in Eukaryota, Oomycota, Peronosporomycetes, Peronosporales, Peronosporaceae.